This is a messenger RNA of Hemibagrus wyckioides, 3902 nucleotides long. RefSeq names its product leucine rich repeat containing 3 (gene lrrc3). The record is from RefSeq and is a predicted model, not a curated record. NCBI's taxonomy places the organism in Eukaryota, Metazoa, Chordata, Actinopteri, Siluriformes, Bagridae. The transcript is spliced from 2 exons. The coding region runs from base 395 to 1195 and encodes 266 amino acids. Gene Ontology annotation, molecular function: protein binding.
AAGCGGUCAAAGGGAGCAGAGGAGCUUCAACAAGUGUACUGGACUCUCUCUGGUUAUCUGCAGCAGGCAACGGUACAGAGCUAUACCCAGCCCCACUUUCAGUGUCGUCCUGCUUUCAGACUGCACUUAAUAUCUACUCAGACAUGUCUCUCUCCAGCACUCAACCACCAGUCACAAUGCUCUUCUGGAUUGCUCAUGCUUGCUGUAAAUAAUAAUAUGUACUGUUUCUCCGAACGUCAACGUUAAAAUGAUCAAGUUAAAUAUCAGGUCAGCUAAGUCCGAAUUCUACAUUUGACCUAAUGGAUUACUGAGAUGAAGAGUCACUUUGGGAAUGCUCCUCGUGCGUCACAUGGAUUAAUAAUGACCAUCCUUGAACUCUAGCGUGGCGGAAACCAUGAGUUUCCCUGUGGGCAGUUCUGCAUCCAGGAAGCAUUUCUUCCUCUCUGUGUAUUCCCUUGUGCUGAGAUUGCAUUUCACAGUGCUUUUUUUGUGCGCCAUGGCAUCCGCAUGCCCCAAGAGUUGCUUGUGCACAGAUAGAAAUGGCCUGGUGGUGGUGCAGUGUUCUUCACGCAACCUUGAGACCAUCCCAUCCGAUCUACCGCAGGACACCGUCGCUCUGCUGCUCUCCUCCAAUCACAUCACAAAGAUCCCUGGCCAGGCGUUUAAACACCUCCCUCGCCUACAGGAGCUCGAUUUGUCACGCAAUGCCAUUGACAGUGUGGAUGGUAACGCUUUUCAGGGCAUCUUGGACACCCUGCGAAUGCUUAACCUGUCCCACAAUCGCCUGCGUGGAGUACCCAAGGAGGCGUUUGCACGGCUCCAUGCUAAGAUCGGUCUGGCCAACAACCCAUGGCACUGUGAAUGCACAUUACAGGAGGUGCUGCGUGAACUAGAACUCGACCCUGAAACUGUCAGUGAGGUGAGCUGCCAUACAGCUGUGCAGGAUGAGUAUGCAGGCAAGCCUGUCAUUCAGGUCCUGGACUCGGGCAUCAAUUUCUGCAACUUUCAUCAUAAGACAACGGAUGUGGCCAUGUUUGUCACCAUGUUUGGCUGGUUCACCAUGGUGAUCGCUUACGUCAUAUACUAUGUGCGGCACAACCAAGAGGAUGCCCGCAGGCACUUGGAGUAUCUCAAGUCUCUGCCAAGUAGUUCCCAAAUUAGCAAAGACUUGGACACAAUCAGUACUGUUCUGUAGUGUCUACGUCGAAGCCUUGGGUUAGGAUUGUAUUUAACUAACCAAUGGGGCACAGCCAUGAUGGCACAGCAGCAAGCCUUAAAGCUCACCAUGAGCACUCCACAAACAAAUUCACAAUGCAGUUUUCUUUGUUCAUUUCUGAAUAUGUAAAUCUUACAGCUCAAACUGUUUGACUUUCAAUAGGCAUAUGAUCAAUUUAGCAUUAAUUACAUUUUUAAGAUUGUGGUUAAAUAUUGGUUUGCAAUGACUAGUGCUGUGUUCCUACCCAGUAUUUCUGCAUGAAUGAUAUUAUGAAUUUCUUGGAAUUUUACAUAUGCUUUCUGUCAUAUCAGUAGGUUCUUUUGUGGCUCUUACAGAAAAGCUCUGCAGAGCUAAAUCCUCCCUCCCUCUGUUUCCUAGCAGGACCAUAAUUUCUCUCAUUAUGUCAGUUCAUUUGUCCAUUUAUGUGCUAAUGUUAAUAUAGAGAAAGUAGGGCAGGAGCAAAGAUUGGCAGGCCUUAUUUCCAUUAUAUUUAUUAUAUAGUGCAGCAUAGAAAACUCAGGAAAAGCAACUGAAUAUAGGGACUAACAUCACUGCCAAAUACUGUUCAUUAAAGCUUUCCUAUGUAACUGGUCAAUCAAAGCUCAUCCAUUAGGGGCAGGUGAACAGAGCCCUACCACAUAUAUCUGCUGUUCAGAAAACAUCAAUCUUCAUAAAGUGCUUUUUCACUACUUUAUACAUUUUUUAAUUUUAUUUAAAUAAUAACAACAACCAUUUGUGAAUAAUGAUAAAAAAGGAAGAUAUGUGCCAAGAUUCCAUUGAUAGGCUUGCAUUUUUUUAAUAGAUUUUGUGCAACCAUGAAGUAACAAUGCACCGACUGGUCAAAAACACGAACAGCAACAAUUACUAAUAGAGAGGCACUGGGGUAAGAAUCAUGCAGUCCUAUUCUUGGAGGAAAAGCAGCAGACAAAACAGUAAAUUCAAUUCUGGGUUUUUUUUUGUAUAGUGUCCUUUUAUCAAUGGACAUCAGCUUUGCUGAAAUAUAUAAAUUCAGGAUAUAAAUUAUAUAUUCAUCCCUAAUGAGCAAGCCAGAGGUGAUAACAGGAAGAAACCUUAAGAAGAACCAGACUCAAAAGGGUUCCAUCCUCACACCGGAUAGUGUUGUUAUAAAUAUUUUCCUUCUAUAGCUGUGUACUAUAUGGUCAAAAAGUGCAACUGUGCAACCAGGAGAUUCAGUCUAGUUUGAACAUGAAGUCUGUGUGGUUGAAGUUAUGAAUUGUUCACUGAUGGAGACUUGAGUGCAAAACUGUUUGUGGCGAUUGCAGUCCUAAAUCCAUCUUUAUGGUUUCUAAGUGGCACUAUCCACAGCAGUCUCAUAUAUCUCCAGGCUGUCCAUGCGGGGCCAUUCUCAGCAGCAGAGAGUGUCCUCCAAGUGCAACAAGAAGUAGGUCAUCAGGAUGAAUCAGGCAGGUCUAGGGAGAAGAAGUGGUCAGGAACACUCGUAUCUCAGGACAUUUGAUGACAGGGCUGCCAGGAUCUUUUAUUUUUUCUUUUUCUUUUUUUUUUUAUGUAGACAGGGUGUACAUAUUAUAUACAUAGCACACAUGCAAAGAUUGGGAAAAGUGUCCACUGAAUGGUCUUCUUUUCCAAUUCCCACAUUAUUUUUUUGUGCUAGUUUCGGGUCUUUUGUGUGGCUUUUAAGCUGCAGUGUUGGGUUAAUUAUUUUAGCCAUUGUGUAUGUGAGAGAGCAAACCCAGUUGAACAAUGGUAUGUCUAAAACUGCUCAAAACAGGCUGCAAGACUGUACACUGGAUGACUUUGUUCUCGAUGGUCAGUUAUAGGGUUAUUCUUAAAAUUCACAAAUUUUAGCACAAAUCAACUAUGUUAGACUCAAAUGAAAUUAAGUCAAAGCUAAGUCAUUAUUAAUUAUUAUUAUGUCCUACCUAACAAAAUCUGCGGCUCAACAGCUGCUUCUGUAUUUUAUUAAAUUAUUAUUUUAUUUUUUUUUGGCAAAGAUGUAACUGCCGAAGUGCCUAUGUGGUACCACAAAACCUAAACACUGUGCUCUUGUUGGGUUAUUCAGUCCUUCAUGGUCCCUCUGCUGUUGACAAGACCUUUAAUACUUAAUGUAGUUUAUGUCAUAGCCAUAUAGGAUGUGUUUAAUGAGACAUAGAUGUGCUGUCACAUUGUUGCAGUGCUUGUAAGACGUAUAUGUUAUUUAACCAUAAAGGGCUCCUUUAGUAAUGUGUUUCUUCAGUGAAUGUACAUGUAUUUGUUUGUUCUUCACAGUGGCUGACAAGAUUUGUUAAUAAUUAUGUCCAACACACAAUAACCUUUGGAUGUCUAGCCCAUUAUACACACCAGACCCUUAGAGCUCUCUGACACACUAACAGCUCUAUCUCUGUCAGUUAAUCUAUGAAUCCAUUAUAUUCAGACAGUUUUAUGGGUUAAUAAAUUACUUUUGACACUUUGUAAUGGGAAGGAAUAAAUAUCAGUUUUAUCUGAUAUCUGGUAGCACAAAAAUGUUGCUUGUUCCAGUCAUACACAGAAAAUACCACCAACUGAAGAUGCAUUUGAAAGUAAUGUGUUUCCCAGACUGUGAUUAUUUUACAUGUAUGCUAAACAUUCCAUAUGUAUGAUGUACUCUCAUCUAUUAAUUCUUGCAAUAAGAGUUUACUGUAUGGAAACAGCUGUUAAAUCCAAACAUUAAACCCUUCUAUCUUAUUUA